Exophiala bonariae is the source of this 1665-nucleotide messenger RNA. RefSeq lists its product as uncharacterized. NCBI's taxonomy places the organism in Eukaryota, Fungi, Ascomycota, Eurotiomycetes, Chaetothyriales, Herpotrichiellaceae. The transcript has 5 exons. Gene Ontology annotation, molecular function: flavin adenine dinucleotide binding; N,N-dimethylaniline monooxygenase activity; NADP binding. The record is from RefSeq and is a predicted model, not a curated record. Bases 1 to 1665 code for a protein of 554 amino acids.
AUGGUGAGCUCGAAAUCAGAUGGGUUCAUGCCCGUCAACAGCAAUACUCCUACGGGAAGUGAUCCUCAAACCACCAGUCGCAAUAUUCACAUUGCUCUCAACAACGUCAGUGCUUGGACCCCUGAAAGACGGCUAGAUGUGGUCACAGUUGGAGCUGGGUUCUCGGGUUUGAUAUUCGCACAUAAAUUACAGCACCAAUAUCCUGACAUGCAAGAUAUGUGUGAUGUGCCUGCUCACAUAUACGCUUUCCCUUUCGACCCGAAGACUGAUUGGAGUCACUAUUAUGCUACGGGACCUCAGAUCUACGAAUAUAUGAAAACUACUACUAGAAAAUGGGAACUGGAUAGAGAUAUCAAGUUUAAUCACAAAGUUAUCGAAGCAGUGUGGCAAGAGCAACUAGGGAAAUGGAAAAUCACGAUUGAAAAUGAGAAUCAAACAAUUGUGGAAUUUGCUGAUAUACUGAUCUCCGGCCAAGGAGUUUUGGACAAAUGGAAAUGGCCACAGAUAAACAAUUUCGAACAGUUUCAGGGCCACAAAUGUCAUUCGGCCAAUUGGGAUCAUGAAUACGAUUACUCGAACAGAACAGUCGCGGUUAUUGGUAAUGGCUCUUCUGGAGUUCAGAUUAUCCCUCAGCUGGCAAAGCUACCCAACACUAAGGUGAUCAGCUUCCAAAGAAGCCCGAAUUUCGUCUAUACUCCUUUUACUCCUGCAGCAUUACUAGGGCGAUCCGACCCCAGCUCCAACCCUGCAUACUCUGACGAUGAUCAGAAGCGGUUUGCCGAGCAACCCAACGCCCACAGAGAGUAUCGGAAGAAGAUUAUUCAUUUUAUUAAUAGUGGCUUCACUAGGUAUGUUAAAGGUUCACCGCUCAACUUGGAGGCUAGCAAAGCCGCGAAAGCCCAAAUGGAGGAAACUCUGCGCCACGAUCCUGAGCUUUGCACAAAGCUCAUCCCCGAAUGGAGUUUAGGAUGUCGCCGAAUCACGCCUGGCGAAGGCUACCUGGAAUCUUUCCUACGGCCAAAUGUUCAGCUCGUUAUGAGUCCUGUUGCAGAGAUGACGAAUACUUCUUGCAUUGCGGCUGAUGGUCGUACGUUUGAAGUUGACGUUGUUGUAUGUGCAACAGGCUUUGACGUCUCAAACAAGCCUCAGUGGCGUAUGAUUGGAAGAAAUGAAGUUGAUCUCGGCAAAAUGUGGGAGGUAGAUCCUGAGUCAUAUUUAUCAAUAUGUGCUCGGGAUAUGCCUAACUACUUUAUGUUCCUUGGUCCUAAUGCGGUGGUGGCGCAUGGAUCAAUUAUCGAAGCCAUCAACUGGACCGGCGACUAUAUUAUUAAAUGGAUUCGAAAGAUUGCUUCCGAGAACAUCAAAUCGAUAGUUCCACGGGCUUCUGGGGUAGACGAACUCAUCGCUUAUGGCGACCAAAUCCACAAGACGAUGGUUUGGACAGACACAUGCAAGAGCUGGUUUAAACGGAAUACUAUCAACGGGAGGGUUACAGCCGCAUUCGCUGGCAGCGCAUUGGUUUUCAAGAAGUUGCUCAGUGAAAUUCGUGGGGAAGAUUUCGAGAUCGAGUACUGGCGUGAUAAUCGCUGGGCUUUCCUGGGAAAUGGGUUUACGAACUUCGAACUCGAUCAUGGCAAUGAUUUAGCGUGGUACAUAGAGAAGUAA